This is a messenger RNA of Drosophila persimilis, 1280 nucleotides long. It is a transcript of the gene Brms1, whose product is annotated as breast cancer metastasis-suppressor 1 homolog. Gene Ontology annotation, molecular function: histone deacetylase binding. Bases 64 to 882 code for a protein of 272 amino acids. The transcript has 3 exons. Gene Ontology annotation, cellular component: Sin3-type complex. Lineage: Eukaryota; Metazoa; Arthropoda; Insecta; Diptera; Drosophilidae. The record is from RefSeq and is a predicted model, not a curated record. Gene Ontology annotation, biological process: negative regulation of transcription by RNA polymerase II.
AUAGUGCACGCUACGAUCGCAAGUUCUGAUCGUACUCCCAAAACACUCCAAGCAAACAGGAAAAUGCCAGUGAAAAAUGGUGAUUCCGAUGGAGAAGGGGACGUCUCUGGGGCGGAGUCGGAGCGCUCCAACUCCAGCCAGGGCCGUGACUCCUCCGACGAAGAGGAGAACAACGAAAUCGACUCCGAUGACUCCUCCGAGAUGGAUUCCAGUGAUAUUGAGCGCAUCCGAGCCGAACACAUUGAGGAUAUGCUGAGUCUAGAGCGGCAGUUCAAUACGCUUCGUGAGCAAUAUUACUUUGAACGCAUCACCUGGAUCGAAAGCCAACUAGCUGAGGUCCGUUCCGGCCGUUCCGAGGAGUUUGUGCAUCCCCAGAGAGACCUCGACAAGGUCUACCGAACACGCAUCGAGGUUGCCGAUGUGCUUCGAAGAUUUCGUCUGCAGAAUAUCGAACACAAGUUCCUGUCCGAGGAGCAGGCAUGCGUCCAGCACUUGGAGAGCGAGAAGCACAUGGCGGGAGACAACCUGCGAGAAGAACUUCUUGAGCGGAUACGCCGCCUGGAAGAGGAUCGUCAUAAUGUGGACAUCUCCUGGGCCGACUGGGGCACGGACAAGCGACAGAGCAAGGUGCGGGGGCCAGGGCGCAAGAAGGCCGUCACAGUCACAGGUCCCUAUGUGGUCUAUAUGCUGCGCGAGGAGGACAUCAUGGAGGACUGGACGAUCAUCAGGAAAGCGCUCAAGCGCACCUCUACCACCACUUCAUCGGGUCCGGUAGCACCCACGUCGGGGACAAGUGUACUAGGGGGUGGUGGACCCACUGUGGGCAUGGGUCUCUCUGCUCUCAGUGGCGGUGUCCCGGCAAUGGCCGGUGCCAGUGGAUAGCGGUGGGGGACUGCUGCUUGCGCCCCCAUGCGUACCUGACGGUGGCAGAGGCAGCAGCAGCUGCAACGGCAGAAGCAACAACAGAGCUUCUCCCUAUCGACUCCACCAUCAACGCCGCCCCUCUCCUCGACCCGCUAUCCCGCCUUCUCCCACUGCGGUGAUCCAUGACGGGAGACGCUAGACUGGAGUCGUGUCGUUCCACGUGCUAAGUCCCCAGUCACAGCACGUGCCCCCCACAUCAUCUCCUAACUAGCUAGAUGUAGUUUAAGGCACAGUUCGCACUCUCAAUGUAAAUUUCCACUGCAACAAGCCGAUCCCUUGAUGUAAUUUAUGCUAAACGUUUAAGCAAAUAAAUUAUCUGCAGUUAUUGUGUGUAUGGUACUGCAGAUUUUCUAUAA